AUCUGGAGUUGUUCAUUCGGCAGCUCAAGGAAUUAUGUAUAAUGUCUUGGCCGUAAGAAAGCUAGGGCCGUUCAGCUGACAUCCGAGACCCACCGUCCAACAUGUUUUCGAGUGUAUCACGCCACCUAAAUAACCAAAAAUGACAGCCAAGCUGUGAAGCACGUUGCAGAGGCCAGUAAGGCACCUGUGUGGAGCACAUCCAACCUGCUUGUUUCCUUGACCCGUGUCUAUACUGUAGAUUAUUCAGGGGGCCGAGGAACGUGUAUAAAAGACAGCAGUCACCCAGAUACAACAGCCUCUUGACACCGCUCACCAUUCGACUCAUACUUUCCAACCUUCUCACUUCCACUCCGUCACUUCUCUCGCCCAGAACUCCAACCCAUAGACAAAAUGGUCAGCUUCAAGUCACUCGCCACCCUCCUUGCUUUUGGCGUUCUCUCCGCCACUGCUGCCCCUGCUGGAGAUGCUCUGAACGGGAGCUAUCUUGAGGCUCGGCAGCGCCCCGUCAGGUCUUUGCCUGCAAGGAUUGGUACUGGCAAGGACAGUGUAUCACCUGGGACAUGACCUACGCUGAAUGCAAGAACCUUCCCGCGGAGUGGAACGAUGUCGUCAGCUCAAUCAAAAGUGUUCACAGAACUGGUGUCUAUUGCGAGUGGUGGGAGCACGCCAACUGCUCUGGCGAGCGUUACGACAACCAGGAGGACGCCAACCUUCACGAUGGCGAUGGCUUCUUCGCCGAUCGCAUCAGUUCCAUUCGCUGCUACUAAGCCCGGCAAUGGGCUAGCCAUAUAUGUGAAUGGUCGGUGACGUCGUGUGCAGUAUUGAGAGGGAAAUGGGGUUUGGGGGCAGUCGGUUGACUGAUUUAUGGCAAUGGUUGGAAUGGGAAGUUUGACACGUAGUUGGCGUCAUGUCUGACUACUUAGGUAGAUAUAGGGAAACCA
Molecule: messenger RNA, 941 nt
Organism: Podospora pseudopauciseta
Lineage: Eukaryota; Fungi; Ascomycota; Sordariomycetes; Sordariales; Podosporaceae
Exons: 3
Coding region: 575-784 (69 amino acids)
Source: RefSeq, a predicted model, not a curated record